CUCUCUCUCUCUCUCUCUCUCUCUCUCUCUUUAUGAGAUGGAUGACCCCCUGUUCUAGGGUUAUUCUCCGUUACAUCGGCAGCGCUUUUACAUCGCAAGUAAAUAAUCAACAUGUUAAGGCGUACAUGUUUGAGUGAGUUCCAAUUGCCAAUGACAUGACUAUUAUUGUUUCGCGGUGUCUCGAUCUAACUACGACAGCGGUUUAGGAAUGGCGUGUGGGUAAUGCAUCGCUCGGAUAAGGACCGAUGGAAUGUCUUCCUCAGCUUGCAAUCCGCGAGUUUAAGCACAUCAUUCGUACAGGGAGCCAUGUUAUAGUGUUGACUUUUUAUGCUAUUUCCGCGAUUUAGGAAGAGGAUAUUUUCAUUUCAUUUGUGGUAAUGGCACUGACGACAAGGAUGCUUUGAGACCUUGAAGUUUUCAAGUUCGUCAAGGACUAUUCUAUCAUGGAAUUGAUGUACCAGCACGAAGUUUUCUUCCAGCGAUAAUCUGUAUCAAAGAGAAAGCUGUUUCAGAGAGAAAUAAAAACUGAUCAAAGAGAAAGACCAACCGCUUGGUGAAUUGGAAAGUCAAUUAUUGUGGGUGAUAUUUGUAUUCGAGAGAUCCAUCAAUCAUGGCUGAGGCAAAACUUGAACCAGAAACACCGACCUGUCCUCCGAUCAGUGACUUUGAGAUGGACAUGAUGCGGAUGGAACAGAUGGCAUUACUCCUAGAAGAGGAAGGAGAGGCUUCGCUUAACCUCUUCUCUCAAACCUCCAACGAGAGCUUGGACUUCUCCAACCCUCGCCAGCCUUACUGGAACGAGCCCAGGUAUGACCGAAGCGAGGUCCCCAGUAUACUGGUUUCGGGGAUCACCAGCGACGACAAAUCCGAAAUCAGCGGAGAAGUAUCGUUAGCGAUGAGUAAAGUUCAGAUGAAUGAAGCCGCUGAAGGCCACUCAGGACCCUUUGCAGAAACCACCCCUGCCGGAGGUGCCAUACCGAAGUCAGGAUUUCGUCGGAGUGUUUCUGUGGAGAGUUCAGGAGGUAAUUGGGACAACUCUGAUGCUAGCCUUACGAGUGUUUCCUCAAGGCGGUGUCUUACCAACCAUCCACACCAUGCAUUAGAACUCAUGUCCAUUCUCAAUGACAUGCGCAUCGCCGGUGACAUGAUCGACCUCAAGGUUCUCUCGGGCGACCAGAAGUAUCUCUGUCACCGAGCCAUCAUUGCGGCAGGGAGUCCUCUAAUCAUGAACCUUCUGGAAUCGCAGCACAUUAAGCUCAGGAAGAGGAGCAACAAACUUGUCGUGGAUCAUAUCCGAGCGGACUACGUGAAGCAGAUCAUAGAUUUUGUGUAUACAUCCAAAAUGGGCAUAGGUUUCCAGAAUGCGCAGGAGAUGCUUUCACUGAGUUUUGGACAUUCCGCAUUCUUGAACAAAUCGAUUGAGCUGGCCUGCAGUGAUUAUCUUGUCGGACAGUUCUGUCUUGACGCGGGAAGCGAGGCGUCUUCUUUGAGUGCUGUACCGUCAUCGAUUCUCUCUUCAGGAGAAGAUGAUGUGUCAUCCAGUGGGACAGAGUGUAGCUUCCAGGAACAUAACUAUCCCUUAGAGGUUCUCCAUGUUUUGAACGAACAUCGCAAAAGCAAAAGGUUUACGGAUCUUAUUUUGUCCGUUGAGGAAGUGGCUUUUCCCUCUCACCGAUCGGUCAUGGUUGCAGUUAGUCCUUACUUUCGAGCGAUGUUCACGUCAGGUAUGAGAGAAAUCCGCGAGGAGGAGGUCGAGUUAAAGGGUAUCCGCAGUGAUAUCUUCGGCAUCCUCCUGGACUUUAUCUACACCUGUCGUCUUGCCAUCAACGAAGACAACGCACAGGAGAUGCUGGAGAUGGCCAGCUUCCUGCAGAUUGUCCCUGCAGUCAACGCCUGCAGUCAGUUCUUCAGAGACCAACUCGAUGUCCAAAACUGUGUUGGAAUCAUCAACUUUGCCAAACUCUACAGUUGCGAUCAACUCUUCGACCAUGCCUUUCUGUUCAUUCUCACAUACUUCAAGGAUAUCAUGCUCACCGACGAUUUCCUACUCCUGACCGUCGACCAGCUCGCGUCUUUCAUUCUUGACGACCGUCUGUCUGUGAAGAAUGAGGAGCUCGUCUUCGAAGCCGUCAUGCAGUGGCUCAAACACGAUGUCGAAGGGAGAAUGAAAUCGAUGCCAAAGGUUCUUCGGCAUGUCCGAUUACCGUUGAUUGAACCAGAGUACGUCGAGCAAUACGUCAAACACGACCCGAUUUUACAGGAGGAUGCAUCCUGCCAGGCCAUCAUUGGCGAGAGUCAGCUACUCCGGGAGAGGGGCGCUAGCUGUCAUCACAUCGAUGAUCCUAGACUCAAGCUACGGUACUCGAUGACCACCGAAGUCCUGGUCACCGUCGGCGGUUUCGACGACCGACAGAGGUGGGUGCGGGACGUCUGGUGCUAUAACCCCAAGGAUUCGUCCUGGCACGCCCUAGCGCCCUUUCCGGGAAAGAACAGGAGGUUUGCUGCCGUGGCUUUUGACAACGAUAUCUACAUCAUAGCAGGGCAGGCAGAUCACGGUGAUCGUAUGUCUGAAACCCUACCUGAUGUCUGGCGAUACGACUCCAUCACAAACCGCUGGUCCCAGGUGGCGAGCCUGAACACGCCCCGUUUCUCGCACGGCGCCGCUGUCGUUGACGGUUACAUUUACGUAGUCGGAGGCAAGAUGGGCUGGGCGAGACGAUUUAACGAUGUCGAAAGGUAUGACCCAGCGAAGAAUACUUGGACUAUCGUCACUAGGAUUAAAGGAAGCUACCUGGAGAAGCCUGUUCUAUCAUCUCAUGAAGGAAAGCUCUACGUAAAUGGGUACUUUUUCCGCGACCCGGAUAUCAUGCACUGCUAUGACCCGGAAGAUGAUAAUUGGAUACAGAUGUUCAGUUUCCCGCGUGUUCAAGGAGACGGCAUCGAGAACGCGGUCGUGGUCAAUGACUACGUCUAUUAUCUGGUCUUCAGGGGAUAUGAUAACUAUGUGGUGGUCGUCAACCCGCUUACAGGGGAAAAAAUGCGAGAAAGUAGGAUGAUCGACGGGAAGUACCUGUACUCGUACGGCGCGACUGUAGUUGGUGAUAAGAUCUAUAUCGCAGGAGGUAGUAAACUGGAUGCAAGUGUGAACGUGCCCUAUCUGUUCUGCUAUGAUCCAGCUCUUGAUGAAUGGAGUACUGUGGGUAGCAUCCCAACACCGCUCUGCGAACACGGGUGUGUUACCAUUGAGAGGUACAUGCCGCUCAAGCACUAGGCAUAGGCCAGACGGUGCUAAUUGGGCCGUCGGCGUCGUCGCUUUCGACAGUAUUCUACUGUGCCUCUCUUCAAAAACUGUUUGGCAGGGGUUUUCAGACAUACCUAUGCAAAAGUCAUUUGCCUAAAUGUAUUGUUCAUAUUGAA
Strongylocentrotus purpuratus (purple sea urchin) is the source of this 3417-nucleotide messenger RNA. RefSeq names its product kelch-like protein 24. Gene Ontology annotation, molecular function: protein binding. NCBI's taxonomy places the organism in Eukaryota, Metazoa, Echinodermata, Echinoidea, Camarodonta, Strongylocentrotidae. The transcript is spliced from 7 exons. The coding region runs from base 611 to 3271 and encodes 886 amino acids. The record is from RefSeq and is a predicted model, not a curated record.